This is a messenger RNA of Trypanosoma theileri, 1575 nucleotides long. Its product is annotated as putative phosphatase. The record is from RefSeq and is a predicted model, not a curated record. Gene Ontology annotation, molecular function: protein tyrosine/serine/threonine phosphatase activity; protein tyrosine phosphatase activity. The transcript has a single exon. Gene Ontology annotation, biological process: protein dephosphorylation; cilium assembly. The coding region runs from base 1 to 1575 and encodes 524 amino acids. NCBI's taxonomy places the organism in Eukaryota, Euglenozoa, Kinetoplastea, Trypanosomatida, Trypanosomatidae.
AUGUUGGGUGGUCUUGGAGAUGCAUCAACUGUUCCACCGGAGGACCGCUCAGCGAAGGACUCCAGCAGACAUGUCCGGUCAACAAAAGCGAAAUCAAAAAAGUUCAAGAAAGUAGAUGAGUCCAAAGUGGACGGAUUUCUUGACAGAGCGCGUCAAGGGAUUCAUUGCUCUUUUUGCGGUGGUGUAAAGUGCAAACAUGAGAGCUGGGAAGCCAUGAAAGAGAAACGCGCAGAUACAGCAAUUGAAGGAUUGAAUUCAAAUUGGGUGGGAACCGAUGUUAUUGCAAGUCAAAGACCGUCAACAUCACUGUUUCUCAAGUACCUUCUUAUACAACAAUUCAAAGAAAAACAGAUUACAGGGGUUUUUAACCUGCAAGAAAAAGGAGAACAUGCUAGUUGUGGCCCUGAUGGUGUUUAUACUUCUACUGGUUACAGCUACAAUGGAGAAGAGGAUUUAAUGCGACAUAAUAUUAGUUAUUAUGAAUUUCCAUGGCCAGAUAUGACAGCACCACAACAAGAUAUUGUUUUACGUAGUGUUCAGGUAAUGGAUUUUCAUGUAAAAAAUUCUGGAAAAGUACUAGUUCAUUGUCAUGCUGGUUUAGGUCGAACAGGUCUAAUGAUUGCAUGUUAUUUAGUUUAUAGUCAACAUAUGCCAAGUGCGGAAGUUAUAAGACUUGUUCGUCAAGAAAGACCUGGCGCUAUUCAAACUUCAAGACAAGCUCAAUUUAUUCAUGAUUUUGAACGACAUUUAUGGAGACUUACACAAGCUUUUAGGGUAGAGAUAUCUGAUGCUAUAAUUGAUGUUGAGUUAUUCCUACAGCGACAACGUCUUGUUUUACAUGGCGAACAAGCUGAUUAUUACCGUUUUGUUCCCAUGGUUAUUCAUGUUAUUCUUUGUAGAUUAAUAAAUUUGACCAGGGAAAAUGCUUCAAAUGCUGAGUUGGCACUUCUGUCUAUUGCAUCUAGUGCAUCUCCUGGUGAAGCGACAUUAAGUGCAUGUAGAGUAUCUAUUAAUAGACGUCGCUUUAAUGUCAAUGCUAUGACCGAUGUAAGUAUUCUUAGUUUUCUUGUAUGUGACUGGUUUCGUUCCAUGUCGACCCCAGCACUUUCAGUUGAGGCAUGUAAUGCUAUAGUUGAGAUUAAGAGAAAAGCACCUGGUGAACGAGAAUCACUAUCAGAUGAAAUAUCUCGCAUAAUGAGUAAAAGUGUGCGACAUACUUUGGGAAUGGUUGUAUCUGCAUUUUAUGUUAUUUCACUUCCAGUUAAGAGUUCCGUAAAGUCAUACGCAUUUAGGUGUCUUGCGGAUUCAUUUACUCACGCUCACAAUCCUGUUAAAUUAAGACACAGCCCAGUGGAACGGGAACUGAUUUACGAAUUUUUUCUUGAAUGGGGUGAAUCUAUUAAAGACCUGUAUUUUAAUGUUAAUAGUGUAGACAAACAACACUCAACAAUUCGAAAGAUCGCCACCGCAUCUUCUGCAGUGCUGCAAGAGACAUCUCACAGUGACUUGGGUCAGCGAGCUCUUACAUUUUACCCAGCGGACCUCGUGGCUGAAGAUGGUGGUGCAACAUCGUAA